GAAUUCCGUUUGGAGGCGUCUUUGAGCUCCUCGAGUAGACAUCAUGAGCAAAGCUCACCCUCCCGAGUUGAAGAAAUUUAUGGACAAGAAGUUAUCAUUGAAAUUAAAUGGUGGCAGACAUGUCCAAGGAAUAGUGAGGGGAUUUGAUCCCUUUAUGAAUCUUGUGAUAGAUGAAUGUGUGGACCUGGCAACUAGUGGGCAACAGAACAAUACUGGAAUGGUGGUAAUACGAGGAAAUAGUAUCAUCAUGUUAGAAGCUUUGGAACGAGUAUGAACAAUGGCUGUGUUCAGAGAAAUCAACUGCUUCCACAUGUCCCCUCUCCAUAUUUUACUACGAUGAAAACUGGGUCGUGUACAUUUUCUUA
Eubalaena glacialis (North Atlantic right whale) is the source of this 365-nucleotide messenger RNA. Its product is annotated as small nuclear ribonucleoprotein G-like. Gene Ontology annotation, molecular function: RNA binding. Gene Ontology annotation, cellular component: U2-type prespliceosome; spliceosomal tri-snRNP complex; precatalytic spliceosome. Lineage: Eukaryota; Metazoa; Chordata; Mammalia; Artiodactyla; Balaenidae. The coding region runs from base 44 to 274 and encodes 76 amino acids. The record is from RefSeq and is a predicted model, not a curated record. Gene Ontology annotation, biological process: mRNA splicing, via spliceosome; spliceosomal snRNP assembly. The transcript has a single exon.